Molecule: messenger RNA, 762 nt
Organism: Yamadazyma jaroonii
Lineage: Eukaryota; Fungi; Ascomycota; Pichiomycetes; Serinales; Debaryomycetaceae
Source: the annotation of a GenBank genome assembly
AUGUUCAAAUCAAAACCUUCUCCUUCCCCAUCCCCAGCUCCUGAAGAACUACCUCCACUUCCACCACUUCAAUUCCAUGGCUAUAAACCCACCACCACCCAGAAACUCCUCACCCAUGAUAUUUCUUCCAAUAUAAGAAACUUACUUCCUCCUCGUUUACAACUAUUUAAUGACUGGUACCUAAUAUACUCCCUAGAUCAACACGGGAUCUCCCUAAACACAUUAUAUAACAAUUCAAAACUUUCCAAUCAAGUCCACAAACCCAAGAUAGAAAAAGGUUACGGAGACCAAAUCAUCAGUAGGAUAAUGAAAGAAUCUCCUACCAUUCGUAGACCUGUGGGUUAUGUUUUGAUAGUUAAAGACAAUAAGAAUAAUAAGUUUGGAGCCUAUUUGAACGAAAACCUCAAACCAAUGGAUCAUAAACGGUACUAUGGGAACGGGGAGAGUUUCCUCUGGAAACAAGAGCAUGUUAAAGGAACUAAAGAUCAUAGAUUUAAAGCUUUUAUGUAUACGGGGAUCAAUGAUAACAUAAUAUAUUCCAACCAUGAUUUCAUAGCCAUUGGCUCGUCCAAUGGGCAAAAUGGUCUUUAUAUCAACAAGUCGUUGGAAGAAGGAAUCAGCUAUCGGUGUGAAACGUUUGGUAAUGAGAUCUUGAAUGGCGAUGGAGAUUUGGGGGGAAAUAGUCAUAAGUUUGGUGAUAAGGUGUUUGGGAAGUUUGAAAUCAGGGGGAUAGAGUUAUGGAGAGUGGGUAGUUUGGAUUAG